This is a messenger RNA of Paramisgurnus dabryanus, 1002 nucleotides long. RefSeq names its product rho-related GTP-binding protein RhoA-B-like. Gene Ontology annotation, biological process: small GTPase-mediated signal transduction. The record is from RefSeq and is a predicted model, not a curated record. Lineage: Eukaryota; Metazoa; Chordata; Actinopteri; Cypriniformes; Cobitidae. Gene Ontology annotation, molecular function: GTPase activity; GTP binding.
AUUUUGACGGGUUAAUUUUCAGUCGCCAUCUUGUCUGAGUGUGUCUGGCUUCAGGCGCGCGCACUGAACCGACCCGGAAAACUCGAGACGAAUUAAUCCGACGUGCAGAUAUGGCCGCCAUCCGUAAGAAGCUGGUGAUCGUUGGUGAUGGUGCUUGUGGGAAGACUUGCCUCCUCAUCGUCUUUAGUAAAGAUCAGUUUCCAGAAGUUUACGUCCCCACUGUGUUUGAAAACUAUGUGGCUGACAUUGAAGUGGACAGUAAACAGGUUGAGUUGGCACUGUGGGACACGGCAGGUCAGGAGGAUUACGAUCGACUGCGGCCGCUGUCUUAUCCCGACACGGACGUCAUCCUAAUGUGCUUUUCCAUCGACAGUCCCGACAGUCUCGAGAACAUUCCAGAGAAAUGGACUCCAGAGGUCAAACAUUUCUGCCCCAACGUUCCCAUAAUCCUGGUGGGCAACAAGAAGGACCUUCGAAACGAUGAACACACGCGUCGCGAGCUCUUCAAGAUGAAGCAGGAGCCUGUCAAACCGGAGGAGGGCCGAGAUAUGGCCAACAGAAUCUGUGCCUUCGGAUACAUGGAAUGCUCCGCUAAAACGAAGGAUGGCGUCAGGGAGGUUUUCGAGAUGGCCACCAGGGCGGCGCUGCAGGCCAGAAGGGGCAAGAAGAGCAAUAAAUGCCUCCUGCUGUAAUGGACAGAAUGCCUGUGUUCACCUCCUUUAACAUCUGCUUCUAUUUUUAUUCUUUUAACUGAAUCAGUUCAGCUAGUGAUGAGAGUUUGUGUCAGUAUUUAAUGGUUCUGUUUAGACAUCAUUCAACAGCGAAAUGUGUCAAAGUCAUAGUGAUGCGCUGUGAGCCACACAUGCAAAUAUGCAACAAAGUUAAAAAAAAAGAUCAGGACCAACAUGCACGCACACACGGACAAGACUUGAAAUUCAUUUUUUGUCUUUCAGAAAGAAACAGAAUUUGGUAUGUUUGUGUAUUAAAAUCUUUAUAACAAUC